AUGCGGUGCUCAUCGUGUUGUACGCCGGAGAUUCAAUCUCAUAGACAGGGAGGCAAGUCUGCCGUGCGCUGUGGAAGUGAAAACCGCCGCACGUUGUACAAGCGGGGUGAUGUACACGAGCGUCUCUUCGCCUUUUCGCGGCGGGCGCAGUGCACCUGCCAGGCGGUGCUCCACAACGAUGGGGACGACGACAGCGACGACGCCAACUGCACCUUCGUCCCCACUGUCAACCGCACACACGAGGCACUGCUCUCCCGCUGGAGUGAAGGCGUGAGUGUUUUUGAGCGGCUGUACGGCAACGCCCUUUUUCUGCAGCAGAGACGGGAGAAACACCGCGGCGUGGCUGACCACGACACCCACCGUCUCUCGAGAAGUUUCUGCUCCUCUGCGGCACCGCAUCCGCGCGUGCCGAAACACGCCACGUACAGUGGCCUCGCCGACACGCGGCCGGCCACAAAUAAAACGCUUGUGAUAUCACCGUUCUCCUCUCACGACGCGGGUAGUAGACAGUGGCGUUCAACCGUGAGAACGGCCCGCUGCAAGGAGGGAGGCUCCACGUGGACAGCUGCAGUGGAGUGA
This is a messenger RNA of Trypanosoma grayi, 579 nucleotides long. RefSeq lists its product as hypothetical. Bases 1 to 579 code for a protein of 192 amino acids. NCBI's taxonomy places the organism in Eukaryota, Euglenozoa, Kinetoplastea, Trypanosomatida, Trypanosomatidae. The transcript has a single exon. The record is from RefSeq and is a predicted model, not a curated record.